Messenger RNA from Suillus subaureus, 762 nucleotides. RefSeq lists its product as uncharacterized. The coding region runs from base 53 to 682 and encodes 209 amino acids. The record is from RefSeq and is a predicted model, not a curated record. The transcript has 3 exons. Lineage: Eukaryota; Fungi; Basidiomycota; Agaricomycetes; Boletales; Suillaceae.
GUUUACCAUUGUACGACUCACAGCCCCGGGAACCUUUGUUAGGAGGGUUCUCAUGUACACUGCCAUUACCUUCGGCAUUGUAUGGGCUCUACUUUUUUCACAAUUGUGGUGGAUUUGUGAAACUGAGUCCAGCUGGAAAACACAACCACGUCCGCAGUGCAAUCUCGGCAAGGAUGUUGCCAUAACGCAGAUGAUUACCGACGUUCUAGGGGACUUUGUUCUGAUCUUGGCUCCCUUUUGCCUCGUUUACAAAGUCAGAUUGUCAAGGACACAAAAAGUCCGGGUAUUAUCUGUCUUCUCUGCAUCAGCGAUCACGACGAUUGUUAGUCUCACCCAUGCAUAUUACAUCUUUUCUGCUGGCGGGUUGAAGGUGAUUAUGGCUGCUAUAGUUGAGGCUUCUAUGUCUCUAAUUGUCGCAAACUUGAGCGUCGUCGUCGCGUUCAUAUUCAAUUUAAAGGCAGAAGAAGAAUCACCAUCCACUCCGACACCCAUCGUGACUUUCGGAUCACAACCCAGGAAACGCGUUCGCGACCCUCUCGCCACGACUUUAAUAGGUGUUGAAAGUACCACGAUUGUACUGGAGGAUCUAUCUAAGUUUGGUUCCCGUUCCCUGAAGACAAGCGAUACGGACGAAAUUACUUUCAACGACAUAGAGGGAAAGCAGACGCGGGAAUUGUGUUAGAGCACGGGAGAUGUAGCUAUCGUUGAUACGCUCUACACGUCGACCUACGUCGAUGGUUCAUGAUUACAUACCAGCCUGAC